AUGGUACAGCAUAUCUAUGGUUUUCUAUUCUCACUAUUAAGACUGGCGAGCAAAAUCCCGCCUGAAACACAAAAAUGGAGUAAACUGUAUUUAGGGUGUACUCUCGACUAUGAUGUCCAGUCAGUCUGUCUUUUAGCAUUUAGUAGUUAUAAGUAUAGUAGAGGAAAUGUUUGGGUUGAGAAUCCAGACAAAACAGGAGAAUGGAUAUCUGGUGAAAUAACAAAAGAAUCUGAUGAUAAAAUACAUAUUAAAACUGAAACUGGAAAUGAUGUAAUAGUAACCAAAGAUGAAGUUAAAUUCCAAAAUCCAGUUAUACAAGAAGGUAUCGAUGAUAUGACAUCUUUAUCACAUUUACAUGAACCUGCAGUUAUACAUAAUUUAAUUAAAAGAUAUGAAUUGAAUACUAUUUAUACAUACACUGGCACUAUUUUGAUUGCCAUUAAUCCAUACUGUAAUUUACCAAUAUAUACCAAAGAGAUGAUCGACAGUUACUGCGACCAACCGGUUGUCAAGUUACCACCCCAUGUCUACGCCAUUGCCGAGUCGUCGUAUCGCCAGAUGCUCAAUUCCAAAUCGAACCAGUCGAUUCUAGUGAGUGGCGAGAGUGGUGCCGGCAAGACUGAAACGACCAAAUUCCUUUUACAAUACUUUGCGGCCAUGGGAGAGAUGCGCGGCCAGUCGACGCAAGACGCAGCGGCCAACAACAACAUUGAAGCACAGGUCAUCAAGUCAACACCGAUUCUCGAGGCAUUUGGAAACGCCAAGACGCUGCGUAACGACAAUUCAUCACGUUUUGGAAAGUUUAUUACCAUCCGAUUCGACAAGAUCAAGGGCACCAUCGUCGGUGCCAGUCUCGAGACCUAUCUCCUUGAAAAGUCACGUAUAGUCAGUCCUCCAACCAACGAGCGUUCCUACCACAUCUUUUACCAGUUCUUGCGUGGUGUUGACCAGUCUGUGAGAGACACCCUCUCAGUCACCAACGAGCCAUCCGACUUUACCUAUUUGUCCAAUAGCGGGUGUCAAGAUGUCGAUCAAGUCGAUGACUCUGACAUCUUUACCAAGACCAAACAAGCACUCGAAAUUGUAGGAUUCACAGAAGACGACCUUAUGGGCGUCUACAAAAUACUCGCAGCCAUUCUGCAUUGUGGUAACAUUCAAUUUAAAGAAAAGGAAGGUGGUGAAGACAAUGCUGCCGACUUGGUAUCAUCAUCUACUCUAUCAAGUGUCUCUAAAGAUUAUGACCCUUUAGAAACCCUUUGUUCACUAUUACAAGUUUCAAAAGAAAAGUUAAAAUCAACAUUUAUAACUAGAACUAUUAAAGCUGGUAAUGAGUCAUAUACUAUUCCAAUGAAUGUAAAACAAGCUUGUGAAGCUAGAGAUUCUCUAGCCAUGUAUCUCUAUUCAAGAUUAUUCGAUUGGAUUGUACUUCGAAUCAACAAUUCUAUUAACAAGGUUAAAGGUGAUAAUGUAUUCAUUGGUAUAUUAGAUAUUUAUGGUUUUGAAUCAUUUGAAUCAAAUUCAUUUGAACAAUUUACAAUUAAUUAUGCAAAUGAAAAGUUACAAAAUCAAUUUAAUCAUCAAAUCUUUAAACUUGAACAAGAAGAAUAUACAAAGGAAAAGAUCGAUUGGUCGUACAUUACAUUCAAUGACAAUCAAGAUUGUAUAGAUUUGAUAGAAAAGAAACCACUUGGUAUUCUAUCAAUCUUGGAUGAAGAGAGUCAAUUCCCCAAAGCAACACCUACAACCCUUUCAACAAAGUUGGUUUCAAAUCAUGCAAAGACCAAACACUUUGAGAAAGCUCGUUUCUCCAACACUCAUUUCACUAUUGAUCAUUAUGCUGGAAAGGUUGAUUAUGAUACAGAAUUAUUUUUAGAAAAGAACAAGGAUUUUAUCAUUGCCGAACAAGUGAUGGAAUUGCAAGCUACAGCUUGGUCAUUUUUUAAAACUAUUAUAACAACUCUUUCACAACCCAAACCACAACAACAAAAUGGUACUGCAUCGACAUCGGCAUCGUCAUCGUCAAAAGGAGGACAACCAUCAUCUGGAUUUAAAUUCAUGUCGGUUUCAACACAAUUCAAAGAUUCACUCAACCAACUCAUGACAACCAUCAAUGCAACCAGUCCACACUAUAUCCGUUGUAUCAAGCCAAACACUAUCAAACAAGCCAACCAUUUUGAGAAACCAAUGGUACUGCAACAACUCAAGUGUGGUGGUGUUAUUGAACAACUGCGUAUCUCUCGGUCGGGGUACCCCGGACGUCUCGAGUACGACUCGUUCUUGAAGCGUUACAGACUACUCGCAGCAGCCGAGUUGGUGGGCAAGAGUCAUCUGUUGAACGAGCCAAAGAAGGGUACCGAAGUACUCAUUGGCAAGCUCGGUAUAGACAUUGACAAUGCUCAGUUUGGUGUGUCCAAGAUCUUUUUCCGGUCGGGUAUUAUUGCCAACCUCGAAUUGUUGCGUGACGAGACUAUGUCCAAGUCGGCGGUUCGCAUACAAAAGAGAUGGAAGGGGUUCAAGGAGAGACACAGAUACACCGAGCUCAAACGUGCGUCUGUCCACUUGCAAACACUCAUUCGUCGCGAGUUGGGUAGACUAGAGGUAAAGCAGUUGGUCGAUAUCCAGAUGGCAAUUGUUCUCCAGACAUACACGCGGUCGAGUCUGGCUGCCCAAGAGUAUGCCGACACCCUGUCUGCAUCCACCUGUCUGCAGUCCUAUAUCCGAUCGACCAUCAUUGCCGACGAGCUCAGAGAGCUGGUCAAAGAGCGUGCCGCACUCUCUCUCCAGACCCAUGCCCGUGGCUGUGCCGUGCACCAGCAUUUCAAGGACAUGUUGAAUGCCACCAGUCGCAUCAAGCGUCAGUACAAGGUCAAGAUGGCCCGUCGCAUGUUGCAGCAGUUGCGUGCCGAAGCCAAGAGUCUGUCGCGUGCCGUCGAGGAGCAAAACAAGCUCAAGAAGCAGGCCGAGGAGAUGAACGCCCGUUUGGAGGCCGAGAAGUUGGAAAAACAACGUAUGGAAGAGGAGAGACAACAAACUGCCAAGCGCAUGCAAGAGGAAAAGGAACAAGCCGAACUAGAGAAACAAGAGAUUGCCAAAAGAAUGCAAGAGGAAAAGGAAAGAGUCGAACAGGAAAAACAAGAGAUGGCAGCACGUAUCGAGCAAGAAAAGUUGGAAAUGGCCAAACUUGCCGAACAGGCCAAGGACGAACUAGAUGUAACCAAGAACAAGUUUGAACGUUCACAAACAGAAAUUGUUGAAUUAAAAUCAACUAUUGAUGAUAUGCAAGAUACUAUCAAUCAAUUAAAUCAAAAGUUACAACAACAACCAUCAACACCAUCCAAGCCACUCGUUGCAACUAUGACAUCUGUCACUCCUCCGCCAACAACUCAACCACAAGAAGACAACAACCCACAUACCUUUAUUCCAAUCAAAUCAGAUUCGGAAUCAUCAUCAUCAUCAUCUGUCAUCCAACCAAGAGGACCAGAUACUAGAGUAUCACCAGUUCCAUCUGAACACAUUGAUCAUGGUAAACAACAAGAGAUUGAAAGUUUGAAUCAAAAGAUACAAGAAUUAAAAGAUCAACUUGAAAAGGAAAGAUUGGAAAAGGAAAGAUUGGCAAAUAGCAGUGGUGGUGGUAUGGUUCAAGGUGUCAUUAUGGGUAGACCAAAACAAACUAAACAACAAGAAAAACAACAGUUACAGAGACCAAUUUCAAAGGAUCAAAUAUUAAUUAACAAGGGUAUGAGUAAAUCAUUAUCUUAUGUUGAUUUCCAACAAAUUGUAGAGAAUAAUGUACCAGCUCAAUCUCAACACCAACAUGGACAAAAGACACUUGCAACUGAACCAAGUAGUAAUAAUAGUGUACCAGAUCUCAUGAUGGCAUUGGAAAUCAAUAAUAACAAAGAGGUUGCUGGUCGUUAUUUAGUGGACCAAUUAUUAUUUGCCAAGGAACCAUCAUUUGUUCAUAAUAUGAUGCCAGAACCAUCGUACAUUAUACUUCGUUGUUUCCUUAAAGAUGCACUUGGCGGAGUGGAAGAGGACGAGAAAAAGACUGCUGUUGCAAGAGACAUUCUAUCAUACUAUGUUGAAACACUUGGUACGAUGAUUACAAGAGACACUCAUUCGUUGGAUCUUGACGGUAGUUGUUAUUGGCUCUCAAAUGUAUCUUUGAUGCUCUAUGUCAUUGAUCAUCAAUCAUCAACCCCCAAUAGUCCUAUUGCUGGUCAACAAACUAAACAACCACAACCACCUCCUCAAACCAUGGCUAUUCUUCGUAUCAAGACACAAUUACAAAACAUUCUUCUCAAGAUUUAUAAUUCACUUGUCAAAAAUCUAUUAGAUUACAUUCAACCAAUUGUACAUCGUUCAUUAAAUGAUCCAAAUACUGAUAUUGAUUUAAUGGAACCUUUAACACAAUAUUUAUCAAAAGUAUUUUCAACAUUACAAAAUUAUUUUGUUUAUGAUUCAACAAGAGAGAUGUUGUUUGAACAAGUAUUCAAAUACAUUAAUUCAUUGUUGUUUAAUGAAAUAUUGUUGAGAAAGGAUUUGUGUAGUUUGCGUAGUAGUAUUCAUCUCAAGAUGAAUAUAUCAGAGCUCGAGUAUUGGUCCAAGGGAUAUGGAAGCGAAUGGGCACAACGUGCAUCCAACCAACUAUCACAAAUCAAGGAAACCAUCUAUGUGUUGAUGGUCGACAAGACAUUGGUGACUGACUCGGAGACUAGAAAGCAAGUCUGUCCCAAUUUGACAGACGCACAAAUCAAACAACUCUUGACCAUGUAUUCACCAGAUCUCGAUAGUUUUGAGGAACCUGUUCCAGUCGAGACAAUCGCCCUCAUCAUGGAAUCACCAACCUACAACAAAUCGGAAAACAUCCUAUUGGAUCUAUCCAACAUCUUCUCGUUGAAACUUGAUCAACUCCAUUCCAUCACAAUGUCACAAUUAGAUACUAUUCCUCAUAGUUGUAAUCAUCUAGUAUCAUCAAUCAUCCGAAAGAAUAUGGAGACUCAUAAUAAUACUACUCAAAAUGUUAACAAUAAUGGACUUGGGUCAUCAAACAAUCGUGUUAUUCUAUCACCUCCCAACACCCAAUUACAACAACCAACAGCAGUUGUUACAACUAUCAAAUAA
This is a messenger RNA of Cavenderia fasciculata, 5124 nucleotides long. RefSeq names its product myosin (gene myoH). Gene Ontology annotation, molecular function: ATP binding; microfilament motor activity; actin filament binding. Gene Ontology annotation, cellular component: myosin complex; vesicle; cytoplasm. Gene Ontology annotation, biological process: actin filament organization; vesicle transport along actin filament. The transcript is spliced from 10 exons. The coding region runs from base 1 to 5124 and encodes 1707 amino acids. Lineage: Eukaryota; Evosea; Eumycetozoa; Acytosteliales; Cavenderiaceae. The record is from RefSeq and is a predicted model, not a curated record.